Messenger RNA from Rotaria sp. Silwood2, 3945 nucleotides. The record is from the annotation of a GenBank genome assembly. Lineage: Eukaryota; Metazoa; Rotifera; Eurotatoria; Philodinida; Philodinidae.
AUGAUUCGAGAAUUCGGAGGUAAAUUGACUCUCUAUCGAGGUGCAACACUGUUAUUAUCGGAGUUGGAAAUGUUAACACGAAAUGCAAACAAUCUCAUUUCUACGAAUGGCUUUCUAUCGACAAGUCGUUCGCGUAAUGUUGCUGAAAUGUUUGUUGGCAAGUCAAAUUGUCGUACAAGUGCAGUGUCUGUUCUUUUUGAGAUCGAGUGCGACGUGGACUCACUUAGUAGUGCCGUUACUUUUGCCGAUUGUUCUUACCUGAGUAGCGUAAGAGACGAAGACGAAAUUAUUUUUGAUCUAGGAGUAACGUUUCGUAUUGAUGCUGUUGUCCCACCACAAGAUUCUACAUCCGCCAACAGAUAUUUGAUAAGAAUGCAUGCCACAACUGAAGGUAAUGAGAUCGCGCGUGAAUACAUCAAUGAAACUCGUAUAAGUGUAACGACCACGAGCGUGCGGGUAAUCUUCGGUAAGCUUCUAAUGGAUAUGGGUCAAUAUGACAAGGCACUCUGCUAUUUUCAAAAAUUGAUUCAAGAAUCCGAGUUCGAUGAUCUCGUUUGGUCGUAUAUUAAUUUGGGAAGUGUUUAUCAAGGUUUGGGUCAAUAUAACGAUGCAAAAUUACAGUACGAGAUAGCCUACAACUUGUGUGCUGAGAGCGAACCCCCACGUUAUCGAGAUGCUGCCAGUAUAAUUGAUAACUUGGGCGUCAUUUGUGAUGAUAUGGGUAGACUUGAUGAAGCACUUGAGUGCCACAAGUUUGCUUAUAAGCUAAGAAUGAUGGUAUUGGGUCCUGAUCAUACAGACACCGGCACAAGUCUCAUAAAUAUCGGUUCAAUUUACUACUCAAAAUGUUAUUAUGAACAUGCACUGAAUUGUUAUCUUCGUGCUCUAGAAAUCAAACAGGAAUGGUUGCCACCGAGCCAUCCAGAUACUGCCGACGUCCUUUCCAAUAUUGGACUAGUUUAUCUAUGUAUCUGCGAUUAUGAAGGUGCAUUAGAAUAUCUUCAGGAAGCAUUAACAAUGAAAGAACAAUGUCUUCCGGCCAAUCACAUAUCCAUUGCCAACUCGCUCAACAACCUGGGCGGAGUUUAUUAUAAACUGGGUGAUCAUGACAAAGCGCUGGAUUACUUUUCAAGAGCGUUGAAAAUAAAUGAGGCUCGUGUCUCACCAAAUCAUAAGGGCAUUGCUUCAUGCCUUGAAAACAUAGGCAACGUAUAUCUUGGCAAAAGCGAAUAUGAACAAGCACUUGAAUUCAAGUUACGAGCACUGCAAAUUCGAGAGUCCACAUUACCUGAUAAUCAUUCAGAUAUGGCUAAUAGUCUAUUGAAUAUCUCGAGAACAUAUUUCGGCAAGAAAGAUUAUGAUCAUGCACUGGAGUAUGCAAGGCGAGCAUUAGUCAUGUGGCAAGGCUUGAGCAGCGUUGACUUGGCUAAUAUCGGAAGUACCCUAGAAUUACUGGGUGAUAUCUAUCGGGAACAGAAAGAUUAUGUUCACUCACUUGAAUUUCACUUAAAAGCUCUUCAAAAUCAAGAAAAAAGUUUGCCUGUCGGUCAUCAAACUAUCGCAAACAGCUUAUACAAAAUUGGUUCUUUGCAUGAAACUUUGGAUAAUAUGAAUGAUGCUCUUGACUAUUACGUCAGCGCCUUGACCAUCUAUAGUGAAUGUUUAUCUGAUGACCAUCCUACCAGAAAAAUCAUACAAAGGCGCAUUACUCGAAUGAAUCUCUUGAGUAAUUGUACACAGCAGAAAAAAAUUUCGAGAUCUGCAAGUGAAAUACAAAUAUCAUCCGUAAUUGUCUGUAUUCCAAAUACAAAGCGAAGAAAAAGUUUCGGAUAAGCACACAAAUAUUACUUUUUAUUACUUCUGUAUUUUAAAAAGCUUCCCAGUUUAUUUUUAAUCGAAAAUUAGGUUAUUUGUUGAUUUAGCAGUUGUCUGAUAUUCGUUACACUUCUGAGAGAUACUUCAUUUGAGAGGGUGUGGAUAUGGGUGUGGAUGUGAGUGAAGAGAAUAUUAAUAUUCACAUCCACAUCCUCCUGACGCCAAUUUUCGCAACACAACGUUGUGCCGAAAGGCACAUUGAAUAUACGUUUGAUAUCGACGACUUUUACUUUAUUAUGACGGAUAUUUCAUAUAAUGUUUCAGCUUUGUAUUAGGAAACACAUUUGCGCUUUUAUCGGAUUAUUUGUUGACUCAUGUUUGUUUUCAUAUGCUUGUCGAUGAUGACAGAGACUGCUUCUGAUAACAUGAUUAUGGCCUCUGCAAUUCAUUUUAAGUAAAUGAGAUACCGUAUUUUACCAACAGAAGUUGUUCCACAAAGUAUUCUGCUCAAUUCAUCUUAUGAACAGCUGGAUCCCAAUGGGUGUCUUAUUUCCGAAUAGAAUAUAUUCCAUGAAUCGAUCAAUUACAUAUCUGAGUAAGGUUUGCGGUAUGAUUACCUGUAACUAAAACGAAGAAUGGAUGAAUACUGGUCACCAUAUAGUUAUGAAGUAGGUGGUGUGGGUGUCGGACAUCACUUAAUUAGUCACGCCAAUAUCAUGUGGGCGAUUACUCUCAUUUAACAUUCACCUCACUCAAGCCAACAUCCAUUCAUCGACUCACACGCACUAAUAGGACUUGCAAUCUUUCGACCUGAAAUAUGGCUGCAUCCGCCAAAGUGAUAUUGUUAAAAAUGACAAGUUUUAACUUAUAAGAAGCACUCAUAGUGCGUAGCAUCCAUGGUAACUUCGUCUCUAAUGGUCUUAUCGCACAUAAAGGUACGAAUUCUUCUCUUUCCUUUCGCUUUCGCUACCAGCCGUUUUCUUUUCACGACUGAAGAUCAGUGGUAAAGUGCAGUUUGAUAAGAAAGAAAAAAAUCAAGUAACAUAAAAGGUAGAUAGACAAAUGUCUCAUUUGACUCUUCUGUUCGAAAAGAAAUAUUUACAUGUGCCGAUUCAAAAUAGUGAUAGAAAUUGGCAAGUGAUUGGACAUAGGAGAUCUCAUGAUUGCAAAUACAACCAUAUGUAAAAACUAUUAUCAACUAUCAAGUUACAAAUCACACUGGGGAAAUUCUGUUCGAAUUUGUGACUGAAAAAGUGCGACUAAUUGUUUUUCUCGUUGUCUUCACUGAUACGCUGACAACUGGAAUAAGAGCUAGAGCGCAGUUGUGAGUAUCUGGAAUUAAUUAUAAUACAGGUAUUAUGGUAGACGUGGCAGAAAUUCGAGGAGAACAGUUCAUAGAUUUUGCAAGCACUAAUAGGGAAUAUGAUGACUGAAGGACGACAUGUUCAUUAUAUAGUAUACAGAUACGUGUGUAUAGGUACUGUUCGAGAAAAAUACGAUUUAUCAUCUACUUCAUCUGCAGCCGAACCAGUAUCUCUCACGAAUACGAUAACAAAUACACUUCACAAGAUGGUAAAUUAAGUAUGUUCCAGUUAUUUUUAUUGAUCUUCUUGCUUUUUGUACGCGUGAUCUGAAUCCUAAGUAAUCCUUACAUUUACAUAAACGCAGUCGCAAACGAUGGGAUGCCUGCAUACAUUGAAGACAGAUUCACACAUUAUUCAAGGGAAUACAAGCACUAAAUCGUCCUAAGUUUCUAAAUCUCGCAAAUAGUGACCUGCGUGACCACGAUUUUUUAGUCACGGUCACGAUAUAGUCACGAACUACUUAGUCACGGUCACGAUAUAGUCACGAACUACUUAGUCAUGGUCACGAUAUAGUCACGAACUACUUAGUCACGGUCACGGUCACGGUCACGCUUUCUACAUUUUCCAUAUCCUCACCAAGGGGGGAGGGUAGCUUUCAACAUCUCUCAUAUCCUGACCAAGUGGGGGAUAGCUUUCAACAUCCUCCAUAUUCUAUCCAAGGGAAUACUUUUGCGGGUGUGGGUGAGUAUGGGUGUGGGUGUAAGCGUGUGGGUGUGGGUGUGGGUGUGGGGGUGGGUGUGGGGGUGGGUGUGGGUGUGGGUGUGGG